This is a messenger RNA of Toxorhynchites rutilus septentrionalis, 5949 nucleotides long. RefSeq lists its product as uncharacterized. Bases 594 to 5090 code for a protein of 1498 amino acids. NCBI's taxonomy places the organism in Eukaryota, Metazoa, Arthropoda, Insecta, Diptera, Culicidae. The record is from RefSeq and is a predicted model, not a curated record. The transcript has 2 exons. Gene Ontology annotation, molecular function: nucleic acid binding. Gene Ontology annotation, biological process: DNA integration.
CUGAGCGAUGCUGGAGACAAGACGGGUCUAUGGUACUAGGUGAGGCCGUUUCGUCACUAAGUUGGUUAGGGGAGCGGUAUAUAAAAACAGUACGGAUGAAAGCAGAAGGGGAAUUAUUUGCUUAAAGCGUGAAAGAGACAGACUGAUCACGAGCGAGCUCCGGCACAAGCGUAUUGUGUUUUGUUUACAAACAAAACACAGUAGACUUCCAAGAUGGCUGAAGAGUGGUUUUAGCAAGUUGGCCCACCUUAGGAUAUACUUCUACGCGCCUUGGCUGGAGAUGCGCAUAUAUGUGUUUUUAAUGUGGUUGUCACUUGUUGUUGUUUACAUUGUUAUUGUUGUGGAGAGUCAUUGUUUAUCGUCCAUAGUGAAAUGUAUCGUUUAGUCAUGUCGUGAAUAAAGUUUGUUUUUAUUUAUUGUACCGUGCGCGUUUCAUUAACCCUGUCGUGAUAUUGUCCCAGUGCAAGUCCAGGGUACCGCGGUACAAAAGUGGCGACGAGUAAUCGCGAGUGUGUGUUGUUUUUCACCGUCGGAAAAACACACUGAACAUUUCGCCCCCCGCGCGUAAGAAAAGAAAGUGGAGUGAAAGUGCGAUGGCGAGCAACGACGACGGACAGAAUAGUGUUGACCCCACGGGUGUGAUAAACAAUCAACGGCAACAAAACCAGCCGAUUAUCCCCGUGCCGGCGGUCCACUAUCAGCAGCAGUUUAUUCCCGUCUCUGCCGCCCAGCAACAGCAGUACGCGCCCUUCCCGCCCCACCAACCGCAAGCACAGGUCGGUAGCGAUGUGUUCGUGCAAAUUUUGCAAAUGAUGCAGCAGCAGCACCGAGAGAUGAUGACCCAGCUGAUUCAACAGCAGCAGCAAAGUGAUGAGAAGCAUGAACGCUUUCUCCGUACGAUCGCAUCGUCAAUCAACGUGCAGGUACCACCGAAUCCGGAACAGAUUCUUGACUCUUUGGCCGGCAACAUCAAGGAAUUCCGGUUCGAGGCCGACUCCAACGUGACGUUUGCGGCUUGGUACUCGAGAUACGACGAUCUCUUCGAGAAGGAUGCUGCUAGAUUGGACGGUGAAGCAAAAGUUCGUCUUCUUUUGCGAAAGCUGGGUGCAUCGGAGCACGAACGGUAUGUGAGUUACAUUCUGCCUAAACUUCCGAAAAAUUUUAGCUUCCUGGAAACAGUGGCCAAGCUCAAGAGCCUGUUCGGAGCAAAAGAAUCGGUGAUCAGCCGUCGCUACCGAUGCCUGCAGAUAGCGAAAAAUCCUGCAGAGGACCAUGUGGCAUUCGCUUGCCGCGUAAACAAGGCUUGCGUGGAGUUUGAGCUGGGUAAGCUCUCGGAGGAGCAAUUCAAGUGCUUGGUCUACGUGUGUGGUUUAAAAUCGGAGAACGACGUCGAGAUUCGCACCCGCCUCCUCACGAAAAUAGAAGAGAGAAAUGACGUGACGUUGGAGCAGCUUUCGGAGGAGUGUCAGCGACUGUACAACCUGAAGCACGACAGCGCCAUGAUCGAAUCUCCGUCCACGUAUGACCAAGUACAAGCGAUAAGAAAAUUUGGUGGGAAGCGGUACGAAAAGCGUGACCGUGAGUCACCGAAACAUCCUUCCAGUGACACCGACAGGAAACCAAAUUCGCCAUGUUGGUUUUGCGGUGGAUUCCACUACGUUCGGGACUGUAGAUACAAGAGCCACAAGUGUUCCGAAUGUGGCCAGUUCGGGCAUCGUGAGGGGUACUGUGCCAGUGCCAAACCCCGAAAAACUGGAAGGAGGCGCAGGAAGCAACCAGUGUCCGCCAAGGUGGUGGUCGUCGAUGUGUGCAGUGUGCAGCAACGACGCAGAUAUGUCUCCGUGGGCUUUUCCGGAACAAAAAUUCGCCUGCAACUCGACACCGCCUCAGACAUCACCGUCAUUAGCAGGGAGAUUUGGCGGAGCAUUGGCAGUCCUGCGUUAUCGUCAGCAACGGUGAAGGCGAAGACGGCAUCUGGCAGCAUACUAUCGCUCGAUGGGGAGUUCGAGUGCGACGUCACCAUCGGAAGCAGUACACGACGUGAGCUCAUCCGUGUAACCGAGAAGCAGCUGCAGUUACUCGGAUCCGAUUUGGUCGACAGUUUCAACCUUUGGGCCGUCCCUAUGGACACCUUCUGUUGCCACGUGUCUGGAACGCCAGUGUCGACAGGUGCACUCAAGUCGUCUUUUCCAGAGGUCUUCAGCGAGAAGCUCGGCUUGUGCACCAGAACAAAAGUGAAGUUGGAGUUGAAAGAAAACGUUCGACCCGUCUUCUGUCCGAAGCGUCCGGUAGCUUACGCUAUGUAUGAUACCGUUGAUCGCGAGCUCGACCGGCUAGAGAAAUUGGACAUCAUCACCCCGGUCGAUUAUUCGGAGUGGGCCGCUCCGAUCGUCGUAGUCCGCAAGUCCAAUGGCUCCAUCAGGAUUUGCGGAGACUACUCAACGGGUCUGAAUGCAGCUCUCCAAUCACAGCAGUAUCCACUUCCACUUCCGGAUGACAUCUUCGCCAAGCUGGCUAAGUGUAAAAUCUUCAGCCAGAUAGAUUUGUCCGACGCCUUCUUACAGGUGGAAGUUGACGAGCAGUACCGUAGUUUGCUGACGAUCAAUACGCAUCGUGGUCUCUACCUCUACAACCGCCUGCCGCCGGGUUUGAAGAUCGCGCCUGGCGCAUUUCAGCAGCUCAUCGACACAAUGUUAGCCGGACUGAAGGGCACUUCUGGCUACCUCGAUGACGUCAUCGUCGGCGGAGAAACUGAAGAGGAGCACGACCUCAAUCUACGGGGUGUCCUGAAGCGAAUCCAAGAUUUCGGAUUCACGAUUCGUGUUGACAAGUGUUCGUUUCGCAAGCAGCAAAUCCGAUACUUGGGGCACAUCGUCGACAGUCGCGGGUUGCGACCAGAUCCGGCGAAAAUCGAGGCGAUCACCAAGCUGCCGCCUCCAGCCGAUGUAUCCGGUGUGCGAUCGUUUUUGGGGGCCAUCAACUACUACGGCAAGUUCGUCCCCAACAUGCGCAUGCUACGCUACCCGCUCGACAAUCUCCUCAAGGUGGAGACGAAGUUCAGCUGGAGUCCGGAGUGCCAGAAAGCGUUCGACCGGUUCAAGCAGAUUCUCUCGUCGGAUCUUCUCCUCACACACUACGAUCCGAAGCGGGAAAUCAUCGUUUCUGCUGACGCUUCAUCCGUUGGACUUGGGGCUACCAUUAGCCAUAGGUUCCCAGAUGGAACCAUCAAGGUGGUCCAACAUGCAUCCAGGGCGCUCACGAAGGCAGAACAGGGCUACAGUCAGCCCGAUCGCGAAGGUCUGGCCAUCAUCUUCGCCGUCACGAAGUUCCACAAAAUGCUCUUCGGACGGCACUUCCGUUUGCAAACCGAUCAUCGCCCGCUGCUUCGUAUCUUCGGCUCUAAGAAGGGAAUUCCAGUGUACACUGCGAACCGCCUGCAACGCUUCGCCCUCAACUUGCUGCUCUACGACUUUGAGAUCGAGUACGUGUCCACUGAGAAGUUCGGCAACGCAGACCUGCUCUCCCGGUUGAUCGACCAGCACAUCAAGCCUGAAGAGGACUACGUCAUCGCGAGUCUCAAUCUGGAAGAGGAUAUUAGGUCAGUAGUAAUCAAUACGGUUAAAGUGUUGCCUCUCAAUUUCAGAGUCGUUGCGCAAAGCACCCAAGCAGAUCCGCUGCUCCGUCAAGUCCACCGCUACGUUCAGAACGGCUGGCCCCAGUCAACACUCGAUGGGUCAGAACUUCGCCGGUUCCAAUCAAGGCAGGAAUCGCUCUCUGUGGUGGAUGGGUGUAUUUUGUUUGCCGAACGACUCGUCAUUCCGUCGCUGCAUCGGAAACGGUGCCUCGAACAGCUGCACCGUGGCCAUCCGGGCAUGCAGCGAAUGAAAGCCAUCGCUAGGAGCUACGUGUACUGGCCUACGUUGGAUGCCGACAUCGUCAGCUUCGUCAAGGCAUGCCAGCAGUGUGCGUAUGUAGCUCGAUCACCUCCUCACUCUCCACCGGUGCCGUGGCCCAAAUCGACCGCUCCGUGGCAACGCGUCCACGUCGACUUCGCCGGUCCAAUCGAAGGCGACUACUACCUGCUCGCUAUCGAUUCGUUCUCUAAGUGGCCCGAGAUCAUCCGAACGACCCGCAUCACCUCUGCUGCGACCAUCAGCAUCUUGCGUGGGUUGUUCGCGCGGCUGGGUAUGCCCGUAACCUUGGUCAGUGACAACGGUACCCAGUUUACCAGCGCCGAAUUCGCCGAUUUCUGCGCUUCCAAUGGCAUCGAGCACCUUACGACAGCACCGUUUCAUCCACAAUCAAAUGGCCAGGCGGAACGAUUUGUGGAUACCUUCAAGCGAGCCGUCAAGAAAAUUCGAGAGGGGAGAGGAUCCAUUGAAGAAGCACUGGAUGUCUUCUUGCUGACGUACCGAAGCACGCCCAGUCGUGCUCUGCCGGAUCAGAAGUCGCCAUCUGAGAUCAUGUUUGGUCGCAAAAUCCGAACGUGUCUCGAGCUUCUGCGUCCACCACCGGUACGUGUCCCAGUACCAACCGACGAUGACCGCAAGCAACCGAGGUCCUUCAACCGAAACGAGACCGUGUACGCCAAACUAUAUGGUCGUACCGGUUGGAAGUGGGCUCCUGGUGUCGUCGUCGAGAAGAUCGGAGACGUUAUGUACAACGUGUGGGUCGAAGAUCGCCGAAUGCUACGCACGCAUAUCAACCAACUUCGGAGUCGCCUUGCUGCUGGCGCGAUACCGAAGCAACCCACUGUACAUGCCACCUUAAACCAACAUUCGCUGCCGCUGGACAUUUUGCUGGAUGCCUGGGAUCUCCCAAGCCAAUCACCAGGUCCAUCUUCACCAGAGCCUGUCUCCAGUGCUGAGAGAACCAUGGUAGAUUCCGGGCCGACUCUUGCAACGUCUACGCCACGUCAUGAGGUCUCGGCGUUCGUCCCGUCAUCAGCAUCGUCAUCAUCAACAACAACAACGCCAACAUCGACAGAGUUCGAGUCCGCUGUCGAAGUAGAACUAGCUGUAGACAUCCCUAGGCGCUCUUCACGACUACGAAGACCGCCAGUAAGGUUUGAUCCGUAUCACCUCUAUUAAGAGGGGAGAUGUUGUGGACAACCCUAUUUUGCCGCGCUCGGAUACGUUAUUCAUCCGACGCAGCUCAGACCGCAGGGCUCGCGUGCGACAGCAUGACUGUCACUGAGCGAUGCUGGAGAUGCGCAUAUAUGUGUUUUUAAUGUGGUUGUCACUUGUUGUUGUUUACAUUGUUAUUGUUGUGGAGAGUCAUUGUUUAUCGUCCAUAGUGAAAUGUAUCGUUUAGUCAUGUCGUGAAUAAAGUUUGUUUUUAUUUAUUGUACCGUGCGCGUUUCAUUAACCCUGUCGUGAUAUUGUCCCAGUGCAAGUCCAGGGUACCGCGGUACAAAACCAAACAAAAAGUAAACAAUGCAGAAAGCUACGUCUCGCAACUCGUCUCACGUAUUGUCAUGAAAGUGUCAAGAACGAAACACCUAUAGUUUAGCAUCUUGGGCCCUAUAUCGUCCAGUUCUACUCAAGAUGAAUAGAAAGUAGUAAUACUUCUAUUCAUCUUGGGCUGAACAGCAAUUCUGACAAAUCGUUCCAUCUCUAUAUAUGCUUUGGGCACUAUUGCUGCAAUUGGUACUUCUACCCUACGUUUUUAUGACAGCGGUUUGAGCAACUCGUCGCACCUGUCAUGUUCACUUGAUUUGAUAUUGAACAACCGAAGUUUGUUAUGACCAAGAUAAGUGAAGUGGAAGGUAAAACGUAAUGUCAGAAUUGCCGUUCGGACGUAUCCCUUUCGCCGGCACGGUUGAUUGCCGUUAUGAACCAGCACAACAAACAAAGCUACAAAUUAUACGCCAGUGGCGGUACCACGAUUAAAGCAUUCCUUGAAUUACAUUAGGCGAGCUAGCUGGCGGAAGCAUAUGCAUAAAGGUUA